AUGUUUUUACAAUCAUCACGUUUAAUAACAAUGUCAAAUGAUUUAACACGUAUAAAUUUUACUGAUUUACAUGAACAAAUCAAUUGGUUAAUUGAAUGUGAUUUAAAUUUAUUUAAUAAAAUCGAACAAUGUUUUAAAAAUUUAUUUCAUUGUCAAACAAUGUUAACAAUACAUAAUUGGACAACAUUUAUUGAUACAUUAUUAGAUGAUUAUUUAAUUCUAUAUAAUAAUACAAAAGAAUAUAUCUAUAAUGCUCGACAAUUUUUAUUAAAAACAAAUUUUUAUUGUUCAUUAAUCUUACGUGAAUUAACAUUAUAUUAUGGGACAUCACUUGGUUCAUUUCAUUUAUUACAAUUAUUUAUUGAAGAAUAUCUUUAUUAUCGUAUUGAAGAAAAAAUCUCAUUUUAUUUAAAUCAAUCACGUAUUAAUUUAGUUCUAGAUAAUUUUAAUAAUAAACAAGAAAAAAAUUUUAUUAAUAAAACUUAUCAAGAUUUAUUUAAUGACGAUGAUAUUGAUGAUGAUUUAGAAAGUUUAUCAGAUGAUUUUAAUGAACAUAGAAAUCUUCUUAAACCUUUAUCACCUGUUCAAAUUGAUGAUUUUAUUUUACCUAAUGAAACAAUAACAAAUUCAUUUUCAUAUAUAUUUGAAGAUUUACAACCAUUAUCAAAUGAAAUAUUUUGA
Molecule: messenger RNA, 681 nt
Organism: Adineta steineri
Lineage: Eukaryota; Metazoa; Rotifera; Eurotatoria; Adinetida; Adinetidae
Source: the annotation of a GenBank genome assembly